AUGGAGACCGCCCAAGCUACGGAAGUUGCAGAUCUGAAUCAGAAAUGUGAGUUAGCAGAUGAGGACAUCACUCUUAUUAACAGGCGGCUCAACGAGGCACAAGAUGGUAUUGCCGCGGUUGAUACCCUUCAGGCUGAACUUGCCCGGGCCAAGGAGCAGGGUAGAGUGAGCGACACCGCUGCCACGAAGGCGGCUGCGGAUUUAAAGGCCGAACAGGCCGCUCAGCGCAAGUGCCAGGAGAGAAUGUCUACCAUGGAGUGGGAGCUGAAGGAUGUCACUAGGAGGUGCAAAUCUCUCGAGGAAGAUAACAAAACCAAAGCAGCCAAACUCGACAAGGCCUUACUAGAGGCGAAAGAAGCGCAAUCCGAAUCCAGAGCGGCUCGGGAGGAGUCGAAGAAGGAUUGGCCGGUGCUGCCGGCUGGCGUCAAGUUCGAUCCCACGGAUCAGGAGCUGAUCGAGCACCUUGAGGCCAAAGUGAGUGAUGACGGCAUGAGAUCUCACCCUCUCAUCGAUUUGUUCAUACCAACCAUCGACAGCGAGCACGGCAUAUGCUACACCCAUCCUGAGAAACUUCCAGGUAUCACACUAAGUGGCCUAAGCAAGCAUUUCUUCCAGCGCAAUUCUAGGGCGUUCAAAAGGGGCACGUCGACGCAUCGCAAGAUACAGUCGGAGUGUGGCAUGCACGCGAUGUGGCACAACACCGGCAAUACCUUGCCGAUGAUGGUCACCGGCCGGCAGACGGGCAACAAAAAGGUCCUGGUGCUGCACACCAACAAGAACUUCGACCAGCAGAAGACCAACUGGGUGAUGCACCAGUACCACCUCGGGGGCCUGGAGCAAGAGAAGGAGCGGGAGCUGGUCCUCUGCAAGAUUUUCUAC
Messenger RNA from Aegilops tauschii subsp. strangulata, 879 nucleotides. Lineage: Eukaryota; Viridiplantae; Streptophyta; Magnoliopsida; Poales; Poaceae. The record is from RefSeq and is a predicted model, not a curated record.